AUGGCGGCCGUCGCCGCGGACGUUGAUGCACGCGCCAAAGCCAUCGUUGACGCUAUGACGGUGGGCCAACUCUUGGGCCAAAUGACCCAAAUCGACCUCAGCGCGGCCAACACUGCGGCCAAAGUCGACGAAUUUGCCCAGGUCAACGUUGGAUCGUACUUUAACUUCAUUGGGAUGGGGUGGAAGGGAUAUCGUGUGACAGCCAACACGGAAGAAUGGCGUGCCAUCCUGACCGAGAUGCAAGACAUUCACAUGAAACGAAACAAGGUGCCCAUGAUGUUUGGAAUCGAUUCCGUCCACGGCGCCACAUACGUCGACGGGUCGGUGCUCUUUCCCCAGAGCAUCAACACGGCCGCCGCGUUCAACCCGACUUUGGCCGAAGGCCUUGGCAAAUACAUGGCCCGCGACACGAAAGCGGCGGGCAUCCCAUGGAUGUUUGGGCCGACACUGGACGUCACGCGCCACAAGCACUGGCCACGUGUGUACGAAACAUUUGGUGAAGACCCGACUGUUGUCGCGCAAAUGGGCAAAGCCGUCAUCGAAAGCAUUCAAAAGCAACGGGUUGCGGCGUGCUUCAAGCACUUCAUCUCGUACUCGGACCCAACGACCGGUCUUGACCGGGACAACUCGGAACUGAGCUCCUAA
Aphanomyces invadans is the source of this 645-nucleotide messenger RNA. RefSeq lists its product as hypothetical. Gene Ontology annotation, molecular function: beta-glucosidase activity. Gene Ontology annotation, biological process: glucan catabolic process. Bases 1 to 645 code for a protein of 214 amino acids. The transcript has 2 exons. Lineage: Eukaryota; Oomycota; Saprolegniomycetes; Saprolegniales; Verrucalvaceae. The record is from RefSeq and is a predicted model, not a curated record.